Strongylocentrotus purpuratus (purple sea urchin) is the source of this 959-nucleotide messenger RNA. RefSeq lists its product as uncharacterized. Lineage: Eukaryota; Metazoa; Echinodermata; Echinoidea; Camarodonta; Strongylocentrotidae. The record is from RefSeq and is a predicted model, not a curated record. Bases 94 to 486 code for a protein of 130 amino acids. The transcript has 3 exons.
CAUCUUCAUAUCUGAUUGAGGACUACAUAACAGCCGGAAGAAAGCGUUUCCAAAUUUGAUUGAGGCGCGUAAGAACCAUCUAAGCAUAACAACAUGGGUGUUUUAGGAAUCGCCAUGUCAACGGCAGCUUGCCAGGUGCUGGGUUUUGCUUGGUAUGGGCCUCUCUUUGGUUCGGUAUGGGUCAGAAAUUGUGGCCGAAGAAAGGAAGACAUUGACCGAUAUGGCAACAGUCGUUGGAUCAUGCUCGUUCCUGCUCUGUCCAAGAUAGGAUCAUCAAUCAUCAUUGGACAUGUGCUAAAGGACCAUCUGGGGGUGACGACUGUGCCUGAUGCCUGUAAGAAUGGUUUUGCCCUGUCAGUCAUCAUCGCACUUUACAGUGCAUGCCACUCCCCUUUCAUAGGGGAGGGGCUUCCAACAUACUUGGUCAAUGCUGGAUACGAUGCAGUUUGUACUGUGCUUACUGCCGUCCUGGUAACUCGUUAUUAAGCCGGGUUUUGAAACCAAUACGGGCCAGAGAAAAUGGUUAUGAUUGUGAUCUAGCUAGGCGGAUCCAGGGCAACUGCUAAAGAGUGCAUGGAGAGAAUUUCCUGUCAGUAAUUUUCAUUUUGUAUGCCUUAUUUUCGGCAAAACACUAAAAUCGAUGACAAUCUUCUUUCACCUACUGAUGAGAAAUGAAUUAAUUUGAAUUAAUUUGACGGCCGGUUUUUACCCCCUUCGGGAAAUUUAAAUAUCUGAGAAUACUUUUUUUGCUAAUAAAUAUUUUCAUUAGUUUUUUUUUCUUCUCCAUGCAUGGUUAUUAUGAAAUUUUGGUUAAACGUGUCGGCAAAUUGUGUCCGGCUCUUCUCUUUUCAAAAUAGUCAAUAGGAGACAAUAGGCCUACAAUCAUGUACUUUUCAGUUUAAUCAACUAAAAACUCAUAUUUCACUCAGAAUUGAUAAAUAAAUUAUUUAAAAAUACAA